Lactuca virosa is the source of this 417-nucleotide messenger RNA. The record is from the annotation of a GenBank genome assembly. Lineage: Eukaryota; Viridiplantae; Streptophyta; Magnoliopsida; Asterales; Asteraceae.
AUGAACAAUAUGAAGCAAUUACACAAACAUCCAAGCGCAAACCAUAGAAGAGAUGAAGAGAUGAUGUCUACCCAUGAAAUCCCACCUUACUCCCCCAAAUCCCUCAAACACACAUCAGCAGUUAGAUCUAUUUCACGAUCCGUUAAUUACAUCCUCAAAGAACAACGCCUUCUCUUCACCCUAGUCGGAAUCCUCAUCGGCUCCGUCUUCUUCAUCUAUCAACCAUCAUUAUCUACCGUUUCCUCAAUCGACACUGUUACUAGCAAGGAAUUACCCUCAAUGCGAGCAGUUUCAUUCUCCCAACGCGACACCAACACCCACUACAGCCGGCCAGCUACCCACGGUGCAACAGGCCGGAUUCCGGUUGGGAUUGGGCGGAAGAGGAUGCGGGUGGUGGUGACUGGUGGAUCAGGGUAG